AUGGUAUAUGAGCAACAACAAUGUGGUCUCACGCUCUGGUGCCUGCAAUGUGCCUUCAAGAGAUCUGGAAAAGAUUACUCUGACAUUGCAAAGGAGCUUCUAAAGGCCUUUGAUGAUGAAAUCAAUGCUUUUUUGGACAAUAUGUUUGGACCUCGAGAUACUCGAGUCAGAGGAUGGUUCAUGUUGGACUCUUACCUCCCUACUUUUUCUCUUACUGUCAUGUAUCUGCUUUCAAUAUGGCUGGGUAACAAAUGCAUGAAGAACAGGCCUGCUCUCUCCCUGAGGAGCAUCCUCACCUUGUACAACCUCGGCAUCACACUUCUCUCCAUGUACAUGCUGGCGGAGCUUAUUCUCUCCAGUUGGGAAGGAGGCUACAACCUGCAGUGUCAGGAUCUCGCCAGUGCAGGGGAAGCCGAUGUCCGGGUAGCCAAGGUGUUGUGGUGGUACUACUUCUCCAAAUUAAUAGAGUUCCUGGACACGAUUUUCUUUGUUUUGCGGAAAAAAACCAGUCAAAUUACUUUUCUUCAUGUAUAUCAUCAUGCCUCUAUGUUUAACAUCUGGUGGUGUGUUUUGAACUGGAUACCUUGUGGGCAAAGUUUCUUUGGACCCACUCUGAACAGUUUUAUCCACAUUCUUAUGUAUUCCUACUACGGACUGUCUGUGUUUCCGUCGAUGCACAAGUAUCUGUGGUGGAAGAAAUACCUCACCCAGGCUCAACUGGUGCAGUUCGUGCUCACCAUCACCCACACCAUGAGUGCUGUCGUGAAACCCUGUGGCUUCCCCUUCGGGUGUCUGAUCUUCCAGUCUUCGUACAUGCUUACGUUAGUCAUCCUGUUCUUAAACUUUUAUUUCCAGACAUACCGAAAAAAGCCAAUGAAGAAAGAGACGGAAGAGUUACCAGCAGGGAAAGAAGUUAAGAAUGGUUUCUCCAAAGCCUACUUCACUGCAACUAACGGGGUGAUGAACAAGAAGGCACAGUAAUAGCGAGCAGCCGACAAAGCAUAUAUAAUGGCCUAACAGAUUCGCUUGCUCUUAGGCAAGGACUGAAUUGAAAGUUAUAUGUGCUUUAGCAUACACUAACUUCUUUUGAGUUUAUAAAUCAUUUGUACCCAGAAUGUAUUAAUAUCUUGCUAUGAGGUUAAUCGGUUAAUUGAGUGCUUCUGUCAGCAUUGAGGUGAACUCUG
This is a messenger RNA of Eptesicus fuscus (big brown bat), 1184 nucleotides long. RefSeq names its product ELOVL fatty acid elongase 2 (gene ELOVL2). Gene Ontology annotation, molecular function: fatty acid elongase activity. NCBI's taxonomy places the organism in Eukaryota, Metazoa, Chordata, Mammalia, Chiroptera, Vespertilionidae. Gene Ontology annotation, cellular component: endoplasmic reticulum; endoplasmic reticulum membrane. The transcript has 8 exons. The record is from RefSeq and is a predicted model, not a curated record. Bases 1 to 981 code for a protein of 326 amino acids. Gene Ontology annotation, biological process: fatty acid elongation, monounsaturated fatty acid; fatty acid elongation, polyunsaturated fatty acid; fatty acid elongation, saturated fatty acid.